AUGUCAGGACGCACAUUUUCUGAUGAGUUCCGCGAGGAGCAUGCUAAUUUCUGGACGCUCAUGGAGCAGAUUAUCGAUGGCCUUCGAAACAACUACCCAGCAAAUCAAGAUGAGAUCAUUGGCCGCAUGGGCCAGCUCCAUCUCCAGCUCUCGACUCUUCGACGAGCCGGAGAGAUGAUGGGUUCGAGUUAUCCACCCAGCGAUAUCGUCCGAGAUGCUCCUCCCCUAUACUUCAGCGGCCGCACUCAACGCCAUCCGAAUUACUUCGGUACCGAGUUCGGUUACUCCUGUUGGUAUACGCAAGCCCAGCUGGGCUAUUUCAUUGCAGACCUUCUCAACCAGAGGGACCACACCCGCGUAGCCGACCAGCUCGAGCAGUUGCUAGUGAGCUGGCAAUUGACCGAGAUGAGAGUCUUCCCCCGUCAACUCCCUACACGCAAUCCCGUCGAGCAGCCUGUCAAUAUCGUGCAUAUUGAUGGUCCACCAUACUAUACACCAGGCGGACCUGGACCACGCGUCAAGACAGCAAGGACUAUUGGGCCAGUGCGCACACACCCAAGUAUUCGCCUGCCCGCCCCGACCGAUACUGCUCACGGCGUGGCACGGCGAACACGCCAUCGUGCAGUUCCGUACCCUGGACGGGGUGUUCGACGGGUAGGUCCUAGGAAUACCAGGGUAACCCCGCCAAUGCCCAAGGUGGCCCUUCCACUGCCUGAUAUCAUGCGAAACGGUGAUGCUUCUCAUCUUCCACGGCCGACUCUUCCUGGUGUCCAGUCCCUUUUCACUCCACUGACCCUCCCUGGUGGAGUUACUCUUCCAGGUGCACCGGCUGCGUCGGUGCCACCCCCACCUGGCCAGCCACUCCGGUCUACUGUACCGGCCCCUAAUACCGAGGCAACUAUAUCUGUUUUGAAUGCCAAUAUCACGAACACUUUGCAUAGAGACCAGUCCCGUUAG
This is a messenger RNA of Penicillium coprophilum, 957 nucleotides long. RefSeq lists its product as uncharacterized. The transcript has a single exon. NCBI's taxonomy places the organism in Eukaryota, Fungi, Ascomycota, Eurotiomycetes, Eurotiales, Aspergillaceae. The record is from RefSeq and is a predicted model, not a curated record. Bases 1 to 957 code for a protein of 318 amino acids.